UGGCUAGCAGGUGGAUUUUCCCGGUCUCCCACAAGUACUGAUUAGAAAUUAGUUAACCACGAAAGUGGUCCUCAAGCCACGACCCCGCUUGUCCCAUUUCCAUGGGCAAUUAAGUAGGCCAUGACAUGGAAACUGUAAUUGUACUAAUCGAUUUUCCAUUUCCACUGAAAGUUGCCGCUGCCGGUUGGAAAAUUGUAAAAUCCAGCCAAGCCAAAUAAAGUUUACUGACCCCCGGCCGAAGCAUAGAAUAGUUGGCACAGCAGCCGGGAAAACGGAGGGGAGGGGAAAGGUGAGCACGAAGGAGGUCGCAUAUAUCGAUUAAACACGUGGAACGAGUGGGUGGGUGGGUGGUUGGGUGUGCUGGCAACACGUUUGAUUACCGCGUGUAAAUAACAACAACCAAGCGAGCGCUGCAGAAGUUGCAAGGACUCUCUCCUUGGAUGUUGUGCAACAAUCACAUGCUACCGAAGCCCCAAUGGAAAAUCCAAAAGACGAUGAACAAAAGCCACCGGCUCCAAGGGCUCAACCGCCGGAAAAACCCGCUCGCAAGCGGAAUCAAGUUAAAAUUCCGCCCAAGAUCAGGGCGCCAAAACCAACACCAACCGCCAUUCUGUGUGAAUUGACGCGCCUGAAGGCGCAGCAAAAAUAUCUCGAAUGCAAUCAAGUCAAGCUGAAUCCCAAUAAUUUUAUACUGAAAGAUGAUGAGGGCACAGAUUCCAAGACCAAGUCUUGCCAAGAGCCAGAAACUGGCCAAAAUCCACGACCCACCAGUUCCUCCACGGCAGAUCUAAUAAGUUUGAUCAACGAAAUCGAACAGGAGAAACUGGUGCUCCAUGAAAAACUGAAGCUUUAUAGCAGCGAAAAGCGUGGAGAACUUCAGGAUAUGUGGCACUUUGUGGCCACCAUUAAGGAGGAUGUCUUUCGGCCAGAGCGUCUUAGCCAAUAUACAGUGAAUGCUCUGAGGGAGAGAAUCGUUGGCCUAAAUGCCCAAUUGUAUCGCUUGGCUGCUAGGAACUCAAAAGAACUCGAAGAACUAAGGCAGCAGUACGCUAAAUUGGAAAAUGAAAAUAAGCUGUUGUGGAAAGGUAGCAUGUAACAACAACUUUGGAUUAAUUUUUUCACUUUUCCUAGAUAAUAUACCAAAAAUUUGUAUU
Messenger RNA from Drosophila simulans, 1154 nucleotides. RefSeq lists its product as uncharacterized. The coding region runs from base 476 to 1096 and encodes 206 amino acids. NCBI's taxonomy places the organism in Eukaryota, Metazoa, Arthropoda, Insecta, Diptera, Drosophilidae. The transcript has a single exon. The record is from RefSeq and is a predicted model, not a curated record.